AAUGGCUCUCUGUGCGUCCUUGAAGACCCUUGAGGUGUUCCCAUUUAGAGACCCAGAGCUGUCUUCCCUCCUGCUAUCCCAGCUCAACAGCCUGAGACAGGAGAGGAUCCUAACUGACGUGCUGCUCUGUUCAGACAACACAGAGAUCCCCUGCCACAGGAACGUCCUGGUGUCCUCCAGCCUAUACUUCAGGUCAGCUACAAUACAGUAGAAACGGAUUGAUUCAUUAUACAGAGAGCACAAGACAACCCAACCUCACCUAACACAACACGACUACAGAACCUCACCUAGAACACAACACGACUACAGAACCUCACCUAACACAACACGACUACAGAACCUCACCUAGAACACAACGACUACAGAACCUCACCUAGAACACAACACGACUACAGAACCUCACCUAACAUAACGACUACAGAACCUCAGCUAACACAACACAACUACAGAACCUCAGCUAACACAACACGACUACAGAACCUCACCUAACACAACACGACUACAGAACCUCACCUAACACAACACGACUACAGAACCUCACCUAGAACACAACACGACUACAGAACCUCACCUAAACACCAACACGACACAAACCUCACCUAAACACAACACGACUACAGAACCUCACCUAACACAACACGACUACAGAACCUCACCUAGAACACAACACGACUACAGAACCUCACCUAAACACAACACGACUACAGAACCUCACCUAGAACACAACACGACUACAGAACCUCACCUAACACAACACGACUACAGAACCUCACCUAGAACACAACACGACUACAGAACCUCACCUAACACAACACGACUACAGAACCUCACCUAGAACACAACACGACUACAGAACCUCACCUAACACAACACGACUACAGAACCUCACUAACACAACACGACUACGACCUCACCUAACACAACACGACUACAGAACCUCACCUCACCUAACACGACCUCACCUACAAACCUACCAACACGACUACAGAACCUCACCUAACACAACACGACUACAGAACCUCACCUAACACAACACGACUACAGAACCUCACCUAACACAACACGACUACAGAACCUCACCUAACACAACACGACUACAGAACCUCACCUAACACAACACGACUACAGAACCUCACCUAGAACACAACACGACUACAGAACCUCACCUAGAACACAACACGACUACAGAACCUCACCUAGAACACAACACGACUACAGAACCUCACCUAGAACACAACACGACCACAGAACCUCACUUAGAACACAACACGACUACAGAACCACACCUAACACAACUACAGAACCUCACCUAACACAACUACAGAACCUCACCUAGAACACAAUACAACUACAGAUCCUCACCUAGAACACAACACGACUACAGAACCUCACCUAGAACACAACACGACUACAGAACCUCACCUAGAACACAACACGACUACAGAACCUCACCUAGAACACAACACGACUACAGAACCUCACCUAGAACACAACACAACUACUGAACCUCACCUAACACGACAUGACUGCAGAACCUCACCUAACACGACACAACUACAGAACCUCAGCUAACACAACAUGACUACAGAACCUCAGCUAACACAACACAACUACAUAACCUCACCUAACACAACACAACUACAGAACCUCAGCUAACACAACACGACUACAGAACCUCAGCUAACACAACACAACUACAGAACCUCACCUAACACAACACAACUACAGAACCUCACCUAACACAACACGACUACAGAACCUCAGCUAACACAACAUGACUACAGAACCUCACCUAACACAACACAACUACAGAACCUCACCUAACACAACACGACUACAGAACCUCACCUAACACCACAUGACUACAGAACCUCACCUAACACAACACGACUACAGAACCUCACCUAGAACACAACACGACUACAGAACCUCACCUAACACAAGACAACAUUAUACAGAGACGACAACAUUUUGGAUGACCAGCAGGGCCACACCAGCCUGGGAGCAGAGGAGGGUACAGUACAAUGUUCAUGAGGCGUGUACCGAUAGGACCAUGAGGCGUGUUCCGAUAGGACCAUGAGGCGUGUUCCGAUAGGACCAUGAGGCGUGUACCGAUAGGACCAUGAGGCGUGUACCGAUAGGACCAUGAGGCGUGUUCCGAUAGGACCAUGAGGCGUGUACCGAUAGGACCAUGAGGCGUGUACCGAUAGGACCAUGAGGCGUGUUCCGAUAGGACCAUGAGGCGUGUUCCGAUAGGACGCAUGAGGCGUGUACCGAUAGGAAGUAAUGAUAGAAGUAGCCGAUGCCAACAUGAUGACACUGAUAAAAUAGUACAAAGGGGGAAAUAUAGUAUAUAAUAUACAGUGGGUAGAACAAGUAUUUGAUACACUGCUGAUUUUGCAGGUUUUCCUACUUACAAAGCAUGUAGAGGUCUGUGAUUUUUAUCAUAGGUACACUUCAUCUGUGAGAGACGGAAUCUAAAACAAAGAUCCAGAAAAUCACAUUUUUAAGUAAUUAAUUUGCAUUUUAUUGCAUGACAUAAGUAUUUGAUCACCUACCAACCAGUAAGAAUUCCGGCUCUCACAGACCUGUUAGUUUUUCUUUAAGAAGCCCUCCUGUUCUCCACUCAUUACCUGUAUUAACUGCACCUCUUUGAACUCGUUACCUGUAUAAAAGACACCUGUCCACACACUCAAUCAAACAGACUCCAACCUCUCCACAAUGGCCAAGACCAGAGAGCUGUGUAAGGGAUAAAAUUGUAGUCCUGCACAAGGCUCCGAUGGGCUACAGGACAAUAGGCAAGCAGCUUGGUGAGAAGGCAACAACUGUUGGCGCAAUUAUUAGAAAAUUGAAGAAGUUCAAGAUGAAGGUCAAUCACCCUCGGUCUGGGGCUCCAUGCAAGAUCUCACCUCGUGGGGCAUCAAUGAUCAUGAGGAAGGUGAGGGAUCAGCCCAGAACUACACGGCAGGACCUGGUCAAUGACCUGAAGAGAGCUGGGACCACAGUCUCAAAGAAAACCAUUAGUAACACACUACGCCGUCAUGGAUUAAAAUCCUGCAGCGCACGCAAGGUCCCCCUGCUCAAGCCAGCGCAUGUCCAGGCCCGUCUGAAGUUUGCCAAUGACCAUCUGGAUGAUCCAGAGGAGGAAUGGGAGAAGGUCAUGUGGUCUGAUGAGACAAAAAUAGAGCUUUUUAGUCUAAACUCCACUCGCCGUGUUUGGAGGAAUAAGAAGGAUGAAUACAACCCCAAGAACUCCAUCCCAACCGUGAAGCAUGGAGGUGGAAACAUCAUUCUUUGGGGAUGCUUUUCUGCAAAGGGGACAGGACGACUGCACCGUAUUGAGGGGAGGAUGGAUGGGGCCAUGUAUCGCGAGAUCUUGGCCAACAACCUCCUUCCCUCAGUAAGAGCAUUGAAGAUGGGUCGUGGCUGAGUCUUCCAGCAUGACAACGACCCGAAACACACAGCCAGGGCAACUAAGGAGUGGCUCCGUAAGAAGCAUCACAAGGUCCUGGAGUGGCCUAGCCAGUCUCCAGACCUGAACCCAAUAGAAAAUCUUUGGAGGGAGCUGAAAGUCCGUAUUGCCCAGCGACAGCCCCGAAACCUGAAGGAUCUGGAGAAGGUCUGUAUGGAGGAGUGGGCCAAAAUCCCUGCUGCAGUGUGUGCAAACCUGGUCAAGACCUACAGGAAACGUAUGAUCUAUGUAAUUGCAAACAAAGGUUUCUGUACCAAAUAUUAAGUUCUGCUUUUCUGAUGUAUCAAAUACUUAUGUCAUGCAAUAAAAUGCAAAUGAAUUACUUAAAAAUCAUACAAUGUGAUUUUCUGGAGUUUUGUUUUAGAUUCAGUCUCUCACAGUUGAAGUGUACCUAUGAUAAAAAUUAUAGACCUCUACAUGCUUUGUAAGUAGGAAAACCUGCAAAAUCGGCAGUGUAUCAAAUACUUGUUCUCCCCACUGUAUAUAGUUAAUAACUGUUCUAUGGAUGUGUGUGUGGAUGUGAGUGUAGGCUGUACGUUUUGGUGUGAAUAUGUAUAGGAGGGCGGGAGAGUGAAUGAAGGAGAAUGGAUUAGUAACUUUUUUAUUUUUUUAUUUUACCUUUAUUUAACCAGGUAAGCCAGUUGAGAACAAGUUCUCGUUUACAACUGCGACCUGGCCAAGAUAAAGCAAAGCAGUGCGAUAAAAACAACAACACAGAGUUACAUAUGGGGUAAAAAAAAACAAAGUCAAAAAUACCACAGAAAAUAUAUAUACAGUGUGUGCAAAUGUAGCAAGUUAUGGAGGUAAGGCAAUAAAUAGGCCAUAGUGCAAAAUAAUUACUAUUAGUAUUAUCACUGGAAUGAUAGAUGUGCAAGAGAUGAUGUGCAAAUAGAGAUACUGGGGUGCAAAUGAGCAAAAUAAAUAACAAUAUGGGGAUGAGGUAGUUGGGUGGGCUAAUUACAGAUGGGCUGUGUACAGGUGCAGUGAUCGGUAAGCUGCUCUGACAACUGAUGCUCAAAGUUAGUGAGGGAGAUAAGAGUCUCCAGCUUCAGAGAUUUUUGCAAUUCGUUCCAGUCAUUGGCAGCAGAGAACUGGAAGGAAUGGCGGCCAAAGGAGGUGUUGGCUUUGGGGAUGACCAGUGAGAUAUACCUGCUGGAGCGCAUACUACGGGUGGGUGUUGCUAUGGUGACCAAUGAGCUAAGAUAAGGCGGAGAUUUGCCUAGCAGUGAUUUAUAGAUGGCCUGGAGCCAGUGGGUUUGGCGACGAAUAUGUAGUGAGGACCAGCCAACAAGAGCGUACAGAUCACAAUGGUGGGUAGUGUAUGGGGCAUUGGUGACAAAACAGAUGGCACUGUGAUAGACUACAUCCAAUUUGCUGAGUAGAGUGUUGGAGGCUAUUUUGUAAAUGACAUCGCCGAAGUAGGAUCGGUAGGAUAGUCAGUUUUACGAGGGCAUGUUUGGCAGCAUGAGUGAAGGAGGCUUUGUUGCGAAAUAGGAAGCCGAUUCUAGAUUUAACUUUGGAUUGGAGAUGCUUAAUGUGAGUCUGGAAGGAGAGUUUACAGUCCAACCAGACACCUAGGUAUUUGUAGUUGUCCACAUACUCUAGGUCAGACCCGUCGAGAGUAGUGAUUCUAGUCGGGUGGGCGGGUGCCAGCAGCGUUCGUUUGAAGAGCAUGCAUUUAGUUUUACUAGCGUUUAAGAGCAGUUGAAGGCUACGGAAGGAGUGUUGUAUGGCAUUGAAGCUUGUUUGGAGGUUUGUUAACACAGUGUCCAAUGAAGGGCCAGAUGUUUACAAAAUGGUGUCGUCUGCGUAGAGGUGGAUCUGAGAGUCACCAGCAGCAAGAGCGACAUCAUUGAUAUACACAGAGAAAAGAGUCGGCCCAAGAAUUGAACCCUGUGGCACCCCCAUAGAGACUGCCAUAGGUCCAGACAACAGGCCCUCCGAUUUGACACAUCGAACUCUAUCUGAGAAGUAGUUGCAUGGGCAAGUUGCAGCGGAGGGUGCAUAGCUGGUGGCCGGGGUAGGGGUAACCAGGUGGAAAGCAUGGCCAGCUGUAGCAAAAUGCUUGUUGAAAUUCUCGAUUAUUGUAGAUUUAUUAUUGGUGGUGACAGUGUUUCCUAGCCUCAGUGCAGUGGGCAGCUGGGAGGAAGUGCUCUUAUUCUCCAUGGACUUUACAGUGUCCCAAAACUUUUUGGAGAUAGUGCUACAGGAUGCAAAUUUCUGUUUGAAAAAGUUAGCCUUUGCUUUCCUAACUGCUUGUGUAUAUUGGUUCCUAACUUUCCUGAAAAGUUGCAUAUCGCGGGGGCUAUUCGAUGCUAAUGCAGUACGCCACAGGAUGUUUUUGUGCUGGUCAAGGGCAGUCAAGUCUGAAGAGAACCAGGGGCUAUAUCUGUUCUUAGUUCUGAAGCUUAUUUAAGAUUGAGAGGAAAGCACUUUUAAAGAACAACCAGGCAUCCUCUACUAACGGAAUGAGAUCGAUAUCCAUCCAGGAUACCUGGGCCAGGUCAAUUAGGAAGGCCUGCUCGCUAAAGUGUUUUAGGGAGCAUUUGACAGUGAUGAGGGGUGGUCGUUUGACCGCGGACAAUGAGGCAGUGAUCGCUGAGAUCCUGGUUGAAGACAGCGGAGGUGUAUUUAGAGGGUAAGUUAGUCAGGAUGAUAUCUAUGAGGGUGCCCAUGUUUACGGAUUUAGGGUUGUACCUGGUAGGUUCCUUGAUAAUUUGUGUGAGAUUGAGGGCAUCUAGUUUGGAUUGUAGGAUGGCCGGGAUGUUAAGCAUAUCCCAGUUUAGGUCACCAAGCAGUACGAACUCUGAGGAUAGAUGGGGGGCAAUCAUGUUCACAUAUGGUGUCCAGGGCACAGCUGGGGGCUGAGGGGGGUCUGUAGCAAGCGGCAACAGUGAGAGACUUAUUUCUGGAAAGGUGGAUUUUUAGAAGUAGGAGCUCAAACUGUUUGGGCACAGACCUGGAUAGUAUGAUAGAGCUCUGCAGGCUAUCUCUACAGUAGAUUUUAACUCCACCCCCUUUGGCAGUUCUAUCUAGAUGGAAAAUGUUGUAGUUGGGGAUGGACAUUUCUGAAUUUUUGGUGGCCUUCCUAAGCCAGGAUUCAGACACUGCUAGAACAUCAGGGUUGGCGGAGUGUGCUAACGCAGUGAAUAACUCAAACUUAAGAAGGAGGCUUCUGAUGUUAACGUGCAGAAAACCAAGGCUUUUACGGUUACAGAAGUCAACAAAUGAUAACUCCUGGGGAGUAGAAGUGAUACUGGGGGCUGCAGGGCCCGUACAUAUAAUAAUAAUAAUAAUAAUAAUAAUAAUAAUAAUAAUAUGCCAUUUAGCAGACGCUUUUAUCCAAAGCGUCUUACAGUCAUGUGUGCAUACAUUUUGAAGAGAGCCAACAACUAACUACAGGUUAAACUCAAAUAAAGCAUACUAUUAAAUGGCAAAUAAACCUGGUAAACAUCUCGAAGCUCUCACAAAACCAAACCAGUUAUAAUUUAAAAAGACAAGGAUACAAAUGGUUUUAAUUAGAAACAACAACACUAUUAAUGACCAUUUUAAAAGCUUCUAUAAAAACCUAUAUAAAUAGUGGCGAUUUUAGCAUAUAAAUCUUGGUGGGGCAAACAAAAACAAAACAGUUUGGAUACAUGCCAGCAAACCCACUACACAACACAACACUAAACAAUACAUUAAUUUAACUAUAACGGUGACAAACGGUGCUCCCAAACUGUUAGGGCCUCCAUAAAUCUGUCCCAACAGCAGAGCUUUCUUUUCAGCACCAUGGAGUGAAUCCUUACCACUGCUCCACCUGGCUAUCAGAGGCAGCAGUCCCAACACCUUACCACUGCUCCACCUGGCUAUCAGAGGAGCCUCGUCUGGCAGCGAAACUGGUCAUUCAGCCUCAUUUACUGGCUUUUAAAAAAACAUAGCUGAUAUGGCCGACUUGCUUAAACAAAUGUGGUUUCUACUGACAAUUAAGAUGUACAAACUAUGGCAUAAGGGGACGACGAGCGGACAAGAGGCAAUCCGUAAUUUCGAUUUAAGACAUUAAUGAGCGAGCUAGGACGGACGUAGUCAAUAUAACUAUUUGUUUAGCCCCUUUGAAAUGUACAGUGACAUAAUUCAGAACAUGGGCCGUUCUUACAGUGUUCUCCCUGUACACCAAGUCAGAACCGUAGGAUAAAUAAAGGGGGCAUAUAAGCAGACAAUGAAAGCUCUUACAAUAUUCGAUGAUUACAUUUCUCUAAAACAGGCUAUAGGCUACAUGUGCACCACCAAGUCAGAACAGUAGGCUAAAUUAAGAGGGGAAAAGGGACCAAAUUAUUAGGGUGAGGCACAUGGGCUACUAACAGCUUACUACACAACAUACACUUAGUAUUACUUUCUUAGCUACAGUAUACAUAUCUCCCUGGCAUAUUACAUCAUUUAUGCAGCAGCAUACAAUACAUUUUUGGACUCACCUUGUUGUGCUGUGCUCACUUGAACAGGAAGGUGGCGUGGCGGUCCUUGUGGACACAUUUUGUCAUCAAAGUCUGGCAUUCUCUGGAUUUAUGGUGCUUUCAAGACAACUGGGAACUCUGAAAAAAACAAGGUCGAAUCAUGACAUCAGUGAUCUUCAGGUCGGAGCUCUAGAAAGAGGCCCGAGUUUCCGACUUGGAGUUCCGAGUUGGAUGACCGUUCAAAACGUAUUUUCCCAGUCGGGGCUCGUUUUUUUCAAAGUUCCCAGUUGUCUUGAACUCACUGAAGUCUGAGAUUUCCCAGUUCCGAGUUUCCAGUUGUUUUGAAUGCGGCAGAAGUCAUGCUGGAUUGACAGCAUGGCCAAUGUAUUAAACUGUUUCUGGCCCAUAAUGUUGAAUGUAUAUCCUUUUAAGCUUGGAAAAGAGGCCCUUAAACCCAGACUUGGACCCCACACCCUCUCCACUGAAUAGCAGGCUAGUGAUCGCUUUGCAAUACUUGCAGUUAGCCACCGAUUCCUUCCAAAACACUCAUUGUUGAAUUUGCGAUUUCCAACUUGUUGUGUAAUGUUUAUGUCCAAUGGCCGAUGAGCACCGAUAUGUUUUAUCUAUAAUUUCUCUUCAUAAUUUCUUCAUAUGACAAGGAUUGAAAAUGAUUUUCCAGUAGAUUGGCGACUUGAUUCAUGAUGAUGACUGCUAGCUUGUUAGCUAAGAUUUUGAAAGUAUUGAUGUUUACAUAAUCAGUCCAAUCAAAGCUACGGUAGAUAUAACGUGAUUUGAUGUCAUUUUAUAUGUGGCCAAUGACCUUGAGCCUUCUUGGAUGGGCACUUCUAAUGUAACUCUAUGGCAACACCCAAGGGGCUUGAAUUUUCUAGCUUUACCCGUAGAUUCUGCAGUGACGUAGUGUCCCCAUGAGUGACAGAACACUGAGCCAAUCACGGCGCAACUAGAGAACAUUACCAACCCCUACGCUCCGUAUUUUCCGCUGGCUGCCCCACCUCCACAGAAAGCACUGAGCUAGGCUGAAACACCUGCAUUUAGGAGCUGCCUUACUCAAGAAAACAAAAAAGAGACCAUAUUUGUAUGCGGCUUUAUUAACUCAAUGUUAUUUGUAAUUUUUUUUACAUUGUUUGCAAACUGGUAGGUGACACGUAUUAAUGCCCAAAUAAUUUUUUCAGCUAAACAGGUGGGCCUCAAAAUGACGGGUCGCCACUCUAUAUAAAAAUAGACAUUUACAAACAAAUGCAAGAACAUGAUUCAAUAUAAUACAAUACGCUAAAAAACAAGAUAUAGAUUUAUCAAUAAUAGCUGUAGAUGCCGAAAAGCCUUUCGACCGUCUUGAAUGGACUUUUCUAUUCAAAACUUUGGAGGCCUUCAACUUUCCAUCUGAAAUAAUACAUUUUAUAAAAAUAUUAUAUAAAUGUCAUUAAGCAAAAAUAUACACAAAUAAUACAUUAUCUGAUGAAAUUGCUUUAGAAAGGGGGACAAGACAGGGAUGUCCUCUCUCCCCCUUCCUGUUUGCACUGGCAAUUGAACCGCUUGCAGAAAGAAUUAGACAGGACCCAAACGUAACAGGUAUCAGAAUUGGUGAACAUGAAUAUAAACUAAACUUAUUUGGAGAUGAUCUCCUGAUAUACCUGACUAUAAUAUUGAAAACUCAAUGUCCCCCUUGCUAAAAAUACUGUAUUUUCAGAAUACUUUUAAAAUCUCAAGAUAUAAAAUGAAUUUAAUAAAUUACGUGGAAAAAAACGGAAAUAACGGCAAUAGGAAAAAUAAAAAGAAUAACUCUGAUCUACAGUAAUCCUUUAAGUGGACCACAACAAAUACUUAAGAUGCUUAAUAAGUGUCAACAAACAACAGAUAUAUAAAGGUAACUUUAUCCCAUUACUCAACAAUAUGAAAGCAGAUCUAAUUAAAUGGAACAAUCUUCAGGCUCCCAAAGUUUUUAUAUUUAUUCUCGGUAAUACCAAUUACCCUACCGAAGACAUUCUUUAAAAAAGUUUACUCAUACAAUAGACAUUAUCUUUAUCAAAUAAAACUCAGAAUAAAAAGGGUGGUUUUAACCUCUGACUUGGAAUUGCAUCAACUUGCCACCCAAGGCUUUUACUUGAGACAUAUAUUUAAAUGCACUAAAGAGGAAAAAUUUAUACAUACUGAAGAUGCACAUGCUCACCCCCAGAAUAUUUUAAUGUGUCUAUUUUCAAAGGAUAAAGCUAAGAACAUUAACAACUUCAUAGUUAAGAACACUAGAACAAAAUGAAAGAAAUUUUAACGGAUUCUACAAGAAUCAAUAUCACUCCCAAAAAACACAACCUAUGUAACAAUCCUUGGAUAGCUUUUCAGAAUGCACUAAUAAACUGGUCUGCGUGGAAAAUUAAAGGCAUAGAAACCGGAAAUGACUUGGUAACAGGAAAUACAUUCAUUUACAUGACAGAAUCAAACAGCAAUUUUGGACUGACCAAUGUAGAUAUUUUCAAAAAACAUGCAACUUAAAAGUUUCAUAUCACGAAAUUUCGAUUUGAAAUAUUUUGUACAUCAGAGCAAUGUUGAGGGAAUCCUAUUUGAAUCAGAAAAUAAUAUUCAUAUGAUAGUACAAAACCUUUAAAAUAACUGAUGUUGGCACAAGAUGAAGGGAGUGUUGGAACAUAACUAACGAAAUUACAGAUAACUAAAAUGUACGCUUAAUCCAGUAUAAACUAAUGUAUAGAAUUUAUUAGACAAGAGACAAAAUUCACAAAUUCUACAGCACAACGGCAGCGUCAUGUCUUAAGUGUAAAACAAACAAUAAUCCAUGCCUUCUGGAAAUGUUAUAAAGUCCAAAAGUUAUGGGCGGAAUUAGAAAGUUGUCUGUCAGAAGUAUUACAAUGUAAAUUUACUUUUAAUCCGUCUGUCUGCAUAUUUCAAGACAUGGCAUAUUUUUUUUAUUUUUUUUUAUUUCACCUUUAUUUAACUAGGCAAGUCAAUUAAGAACAAAUUCUUAUUUACAUCUGACCACUUCCUUAUUAACCGAGUCACUGGUGCUUCCUGCUUUAGUUUUUGCUUAUAAGCAGGAGGAUACAUUUACAUUUACGUCAUUUAGCAGACGCUCUUAUCCAGAGCGACUUACAUUAUUUUUAUUUUUUUCAUACCCCCUGUGGGAAUCGAACCCACAACCCUGGCGUUGCAAACACCAUGCUCUAUCAACUGAGCUACAUCCCUACCGGCCAUUCCCUCCCCUACCCUGGACGACGCUGGGCCAAUUGCGUGCCGCCCCAUGGGUCUCCCGGUCACGGCCGGCUACGACAGAGCCUGGAUUUGAACCAGGAUCUCUAGUGGCACAGCUAGCACUGCGAUGCAGUGCCUUAGACCACUGCGCCACUCAGGAGACUAAAAAUAGUUAUGGUCAGAUUUGCCAAAUGGAGGGCGAGGGAGAGCUUUGUAUGCGUCUCUGUGUGUGGAGUAAAGGUGGUCUAGAGUUUUUUUUCCUCUGGUGGCACAUUUAACAUGCUGGUAGAAAUUAGGUAGAACGGAUUUAAGUUUCCCUGCAUUGAAGUCCCCGGCCACUAGGAGCGCUGCCUCUGGAUGAGUGUUUUCCUGUUCAGUUAUGGCCUUAUACAGCUCAUUGAGUGCAAUCUUAGUGCCAGCAUCGGAUUGUGGUGGUAAAUAGACAGCUACGAAAAAUAUAGAAAACUAUUUUUGUAAAUAGUGUGGUCUACAGCUUAUCAUGAGAUACUCUACCUCAGGCGAGCAAAACCUUGAGACUUCCUUAGUAUUAGAUUUUAUGCACCAGCGGUUGUUUACAAAUAUACACAGACCGCCACCCCUUGUCUUACCGGAGUCAGCCGUUCUGUCCUGCCGAUUUAGCGUAUAUCCUGCCAGCUGUAUGUUACCCAUGUCGUCGUUCAGCCAUUUCCCGUUGGUAGGAUAUCCUUGAUCUUAGGUCGUCCAUUUUGUUUUCAAAUGAUUGUACGUUGGCUAAUACGAUUGAUGGAAGAGGCAGAUUACUCGCUCCUUACAAGGCACCCCGACCUACAUCCACGAUAUCUCUGUCUCUUUCUCAUGCGAAUGACGGGGAUUUGGGCCUUGUCGGGGGUCUAUGGAAUAUCCUUUGCGUCCGACUCGUUGAAGAAAAAAUCUUCGUCCAAUACGAGGGGAGUAAUCGCUGUCCUGAUAUCCAGAAGCUCUUUUUGGUCAUAAGAGACGGUGGCAGAAACACUAUUGACAGAAUAAAUUACAAAAACACACAUAAUAGCACAAUUGGUUAGAGGGACGUAAAACGGCAGCCAUCUCCUCCGGUGCCAUUUACACCAAUUAUCAUGUAUAUUCCUCAGGGCCAUGUUCUGCAGUAACCUGUCAUGUAUAUUCCUCAGGGCCAUGUUCUGCAGUAACUUUGUGGAGAGCAGCCAGGGUCGGGUGAAUCUGAAGGGUAUCUCCCCUGACGUGCUCUGUGGCAUAGUGGACUAUGUGUAUACAGGAGCCAUCACCAUCAGCAUGGACAUAGUGCUUCCUCUAAUGCAGGCUGCCUCCAUGCUGUACUAUGGACGGCUGUUUGAGGCCUGCUCCACCUUCCUGCAGGUGACUACGGAUGGAAAUCAGCUUUGUUGCUAACUCUGGGACUUAUGUUGACACUGCAGUAUUGAUGGAUGUGACUGUGCCACUAACUCCUGAUUGUGUACGAUGUAUUGUGUUUGUGAAUCAGGCCUCCCUUGCAAAAGAGACUUUGGUCUCAAUGGGACUUCCCUGCUUAAAUAAAGGUUAAAUGAAGUAAGAAAUGAUAAUAAAUGUGCACUCACACACGGCCUAUGUUAAAUGAUCAUAUAUUUCAGGAGCAGCUGAGCCCAGACAACUGUCUCAGUAUGAUCCGACUGUCAGAGAUCCUCCACUGUGACAGUCUGAAGGAGAAGGCCAAGGAGAUGGCCGUGCGGAGCUUCUCAGAUGUAGCUGCCUCCGAGGACUUCUGUGAGCUCUCCUUACCUGAGCUCAUGUGUUACCUGGAGGAUGACCGACUGUGUGCCGAGGAGGAGCAGGUGAUAUGAGAUGAGAUGAGAUGAGAUGAGAUGAGUUGAGGUGAGGUGAGGUGAGGUGAGGUGAGGUGAGGUGAGGUGAGAAGAGGUGAGGUGAGGUGAGAAGAGGUGAGGUGAGGUGAGAUAUGAAAAAAAUAAAUAAAGGAUAAGAUUAGAUCAAAUAAGGUAAAAUAGUACUAAUCCCCCAUGUUAAAAACUAAAAGUCACAUUUCCCAGGUGUUUGAGACUCUCCUGGCAUGGAUCCACCACGACCCGUUCUCCCGGCGCGGCGCCAUCCACGACCUCUUCAAGAAGGUGCGUCUGCGCUACAUCCACCCCACCUACCUGUUCCAGUUCAUCGCCAAUGACCCGCUCGUCCAGUCCUCCACGCUCUGCACCGAGAUCAUCGAGUCCGUCCGUCGCCUCAUGCUCUCAGUCAGUGCCAAGUGCGGCCGUGAGCUGAAGCCCCUCUGGACCACACCACGCCGUUACACCUGCCGAGAGACGCUCGUGGUGGUCGGCGGGCGCAAGAACAACGAGCAGACGUCCCGGGAAGCCCUGCUCUAUGACGAGAGGACUCAGCGCUGGCAGUGGCUGGCCAAGCUGCCCCUGAGGCUCUACAAGGCCUCCUACGUCUGCAUCCACAGCAUCCUGUACGUGGUGGGGGGGCUCAGCCUCAGCAUGGCCUCGGGAGACAGCUCUGUAUCUGCCACCGUCUACACCCUCUCCCUCAAGACCAACCAGGUACGUAAGGCUACUGACAGUUUGUCCAGAAAAAUAUGCAUUUUUAAGUUAGAUUUUAUUGUGCUGAUCGAUAAUUAUUUUGUAUUGUGUAUUUAUGAACAUUUUAAAUUUCAGCCUUAGCUGCUAUUGACACCAUGUAAUGUUGCCUUUAUUGAAAUCGACCAGUGGAGGACGGCUGAGCCCAUGCUGGAGCCGCGCUACGCCCACCAGAGUGUCUCCUACCUCCACUUUAUCUUUGUCCUGGGGGGGAUCGGAGUAGACAAACAGAUCUCCAACUCUGUGGAGAGGUACAACAGUAUGUUUAACCAAUGGGAGGCCAUGGCUCCUCUCCCCACCGCCGUGCUGCACCCCGCCGUCGCCGCCAACGACCAGAGGGUCUACGUGUUCGGAGGGGAGGACGCCAUGCAGAACCCUGUCAGGGAGAUACAGGUAACCAAUCAAUCAACGCAACAGUUGUAUCAAAGCAGGGAGGAGGUAAUUCCUGUCCUCUAGUGUGUAUUUUUUUGUGUUAUUUAACUAAGCAAGUCAGUCAAGAACAAAUUCUUAUUCACAAUGACGGCCAAACCCAAACCCAAACGACGCUGGGCGCCGCCCUACGGGACUCCCAAUCAUGGCCUGCAGCUGCCUAAUAAACAUAAACUAACAGUCUAUUAAGCUAAUGUGUAUGUAUGCUAUGUAUGCUAUGUAUGCCAUGUAUGCCAUGUAUGCCAUGUAUGCCAUGUAUGCUAUGUAUGCUAUGUAUGCCAUGUAUGCUAUGUAUGCUAUGUAAGCUAAUGUGUAUGUAUGCUAUGUAUGCUAUGUAAGCUAAUGUGUAUGUAUGCUAUGUAAGCUAUGUAUGCUAUGUAUGCUAUGUAUGCCAUGUAUGCCAUGUAUGCUAUGUAUGCUAUGUAAGCUAAUGUGUAUGUAUGCUAUGUAUGCUAUGUAUGCUAUGUAUGCCAUGUAUGCCAUGUAUGCUAUGUAUGCUAUGUAAGCUAAUGUGUAUGUAUGCUAUGUAUGCUAUGUAUGCUAUGUAUGCUAUGUAUGCUAUGUAAGCUAAUGUGUAUGUAUGCUAUGUAAGCUAAUGUGUAUGUAUGCUAUGUAAGCUAUGUAAGCUAAUGUGAGCUAAUGUGUUUAUUGAUUAAUUCCAGUUAAUAAUUUUGGAUUGAAAAAGUCUAGGUAGCCUAGUCAGCCCAAGUUUGAAUAUUAACUAAAUUUGAUCCCUUUCACAUUUUCUCAACGUUACCACUUCAUUUACAGCUGUAGCUCAGCUGGUAGAGCAAGGCACUUGUAACGCCAGGGUAGUGGGUUCGAUCCCCGGGACCACCCAUACACAAAAAUGUAUGCACGCAUGACUGUCAGUCGCUUUGGAUAAAAGCGUCUGCUAAAUGGCAUAUUAUAUUAUAUUAUUACACUGGCCAGAGGGACAGGGCACGUAGUAGGCUACACUAAAGCUUGUCUCAUGGACUCGACGUAACAUAAUACAUGUAAAUCCUGGACAGUAAAAUGUGUAUGAUAUGUUACGUUUGGUAUGGUUACACGAGACAGAAGGUUACAUAAUAAGGCAAAAAAUAAGGGUGGUUGGUCGGGGUAAAUGGGUGGGCAUGUAACCCUAACCCAAAGGUCGGGGUAAAUGGGUGGGCAUAUAACCCUAACCCAAAGGUUGGGGUAAAUGGGUGGGCAUAUAACCCUAACCCAAAGGUUGCGUGUUCGAAUCUCAUCACGGACAACGUUUACUAAUUAACAGCUUUGCAGCUACUUACUACUUUUUAGCUACUUUGCAACUACUUAGCAUGUUAGCUAACCCUUAACCCCUAGCUAACCCUUAACCCCUAGCUAACCCUUAACCCCUAGCUAACGUUAGCCAACUAGCUAACGUUAGCGUCAGCCACUUAGUCACCUAGCUAAUGUUGGCCACAACAAAUUGGAUUUGCUACAUAUCAUAUGAUUUGCCAAUUCGUAAUAUAUUGUACGAAUUGUAAUUCGUAACAUAUCGUACGAAAUGGAUGAUGGACAUCCACAAAUUAAUACAUACAGUGGCUUGCGAAAGUAUUCACCCUAGAAUUAAAAUGGAUUUUUUGGGGGGGUUUGUAUCAUUUGAUUUACACAACAUGCCUACUACUUUGAAGAUACAAGAAAUAAGACAAAAAAACAGAAAACUUGAGGUGAACCUCCAUCCCAGUCUCAAAUCUCUGGAAGACUGAAACAGGUUUCCCUCAAGGAUUUCCCUGUAUUUAGCGCCAUCCAUCAUUCCUUCAAUUCUGACCAGUUUCCCAGUCCCCGCCGAUGAAAAACAUCCCCACAGCAUGAUGAUGCCACCACCAUGCUUCACUGUGGGGAUGGUGUUCUUGGGGUGAUGAGAGGUGUUGGGUUUGCACCAGACAUAGCAUUGUCCUUGAUGGCCAAAAAGCUCAAUUUUAGUCUCAUCUGACCAGAGUACCUUCUUCCAUAUGUUUGGGGAGUCUCCCACAUGGCUUUUGGCGAACACCAAACGUGUUUGCUUAUUUUUUUCUUUAAGCAAUGGCUUUUUUCUGGCCACUCUUCCAUAAAGCCCAGCUCUGUGGAGUGUUCGGCUUAAAGUGGUCCCAUGGACAGAUACUCCAAUCUCCGCUGUGGAGCUUUGCAGCUCCUUCAGUGUUAUCUUUGGUCUCUUUGUUGCCUCUCUGAUUAAUGCCCUCCUUGCCUGGUCCAUGAGUUUUGGUGGGCGGCCCUCUCUUGGCAGGUUUGUUGUGGUGCCAUAUUCUUUAAAUUUUUUAAUAAUGGAUUUAAUGGUGCUCCGUGGGAUGUUCAAAGUUUCUGAUAUUUUUUUAUAACCCAACCCUGAUUUGUACUUCUCCCACUUUGUCCCUGACCUGUUUGGAGAGCUCCUUGGUCUUCAUGGUGCCGCUUGCUUGGUGGUGCCCCUUGCUUAGUGGUGUUGCAGACUCUGGGGCCUUUCAGAACAGGUGUAUAGUAGUCAUUUAGGCAGGUUAUCUUAGUGUCCUUGGGCACAGGGACUAUGGUGGUCUGCUUGAAACGUGUUGGUAUUACAGACUCAGUCAGGACAUGUUGAAAAUGUCAGUGAAGACACUUGCCAGUUGGCCAGCACAUGCUCGGAGUACACGUCCUGGUAUUCCGGCCUUGUGAAUGUUGACCUGCUUAAAAGUCUUACUCACAUCGGCUACGGAGAGCGUGAUCACAUAGUCAUCCGGAACAGCUGGUGCUCUCAUGCAUGCUUCAGUGUUGCUUGCCUCGAAGCGAGCAUAGAAGUGGUUUAGCUCGUCUGGUAGGCUUGUGUCACUGGGCAGCUCGCGGCUGUGCUUCCCUUUGUAGUCUGUAAUAGUUUUCAAGCCCUGCCACAUCCGACGAGCGUCAGAGCCAGUGUAGUACAAUUCAAUCUUAGUCCUGUAUUGACUCUUUGCCUGUUUGAUGGUUCGUCGGAGGGCAUAGCGGGAUUUCUUAUAAGCGUCCGGGUUAGAGUCCCACUCCUUGAAAGCGGCAGCUCUACCCUUUAGCUCAGUACGGAUGUUGCCUGUAAUCCAUGGCUUCUGGUUGGGGUAUGUUCGUACGGUCACUGUGGGGACGACGUCAUCGAUGCACUUAUUGAUGAAGCCAGUGACUGAUGUGGUGUACUCCUCAAUGCUAUCGGAAGAAUCCCGGAACAUGUUCCAGUCUGUGCUAGCAAAACAGUCCUGUAGCUUAGCAUCUGCUUCAUCUGACCACUUUUUUAUUAACCGGUGCUUCUUGCUUUAGUUUUUGCUUAUAAGCAGCAAUCAGGAGGAUAGAGUUAUGGUCAGAUUUGCCAAAUGGAGGGCGAGGGAGAGCUUUGUAUGCGUCUCUGUGUGUGGAGUAAAGGUGCUAAUUUCAACAUGCUGGUUGAAAUUAGGUAGAACGGAUUUAAGUUUCCCUGCAUUAAAGUCCCCGGCCACUAGGAGCGCUGUCUCUGGAUGAGCGUUUUCCUGUUUACUUAUGGCCUUAUACAGCUCAUUCAGUGCAAUCUUAAUGCCAGCAUCGGAUUGUGGUGUUAGAUAGACAGCUACGACAAAUAUAGAUGAAAACUCUCUUGGUAAAUAGUGUGGUCUACAGCUUAUCAUGAGAUACUCUACCUCAGGCGAGCAAAACCUCGAGACUUCCUUAGUAUUAGAUUUCGUGCACCAGCUGUCGUUUACAAAUAUACACAGACCGCCACCCCUUGUCUUACCGGAGUCAGCCGUUCUAUCCUGCCGAUGUAGCGUAUAUCCUGCCAGCUGUAUGUUAUCCAUGUCGUCGUUCAGCCACGACUCGGUGAAACAUAAGAUAUUACAGUUUUUAAUGUCCCGUUGGUAGGAUAAACAUAAUAUUAGGUCAUCUAAUUUAAGGAUCCCGACCUGCAAUUUCCGUGAAUCUGAUUGGUCAAGACACGCAAAGAGCCUGCAGCAGCACUCCGAUGUGAAGGACAGAGAAAUUGUGCACGAGACAAAUCAUGAGGCAAAUUGGUUAAAAAAAACUGCACUUUGCCCUUAUUAAACUAAGUAUCACCUCACCACACGUUUCCUGGCGGCCUGACAUUGACUGACUGACUGAUCUCUCUGGUGUCUCCGUCUCUCAGGUGUACCACAUCUCCAGGAACCUGUGGUCCAGACUGGAGACCCGGACGGUGAAGAACGUCUGUGCACCUGCUGCUGUCAUCGAGGACAAGAUCUACAUCAUUGGAGGUGAACAGGCUGCCGCUUUCAACAUGUUUACCUUUGUUUACCUGGUCUAUCAUGUGUAAUAUCCACAGCUGUUGCGGUCCACAUGAGUUGAUUAGCAUGUCUCUCUUUUUCUUCUUAAAUGGAGUCAUCUCCUUUCAACUUUAAUUACUUUGAUGUUGUGAUUCUGAACAAUCUGUGGGUAGGCUGUGGAACCCUAUUCCCUAGGGGCUCUGCUCAAAAGUAGUGCACUAUAUAGGGAAUAGGCUGCUAUUUUGGACGCAGGCAGUGAAUCUGUCUUAAGAGUCACUGUAUUGGAAAUGUUGUCAUUUCUAGGGUACACUAGACGGAUGAUCGCCUACGACACCAAAGCCAACAAGUUUGUAAAGUGUGAGAACCUGAAGGAGAGGCGGAUGCACCACAGCGCCACGGUCAUCAACAACAAGCUGUACGUGACGGGGGGGCGCUUCCUGAACGGGCACGACGCCAUCGAGGACUCGGACUGCUUCGAGUGUUACGACCCCAAGACGGACGUGUGGACCUCCAAGGGGACGCUGCCAUACAAACUGUUUGACCACGGCUCCCUGCCUCUGGUCUGUGUCUCCAACAGGCCCAACCCCCCCUGAGUGACCCGCAACAUCUUAUCCACAUCAUCUGGUCGUCUGGAGUCGAACAGUGGGUUUGACCUCUACAGCUGCUUCUCUGUCCUCCAUUACAGAUGCAAUGUCCUCCAAUCCUCCAGUCCGGUGUCACAUUUGAGCUGGUCCACAAACUGUAUAUGAUCUCUCUGAUGACCUGUGACCCACAACAUCCCCAAAACUCCUUGUACUCCUAGCCUAGCGGGCUCCUAGCCUAGCCUAGCCUAGCGGGCUCCU
Messenger RNA from Coregonus sp. 'balchen', 19143 nucleotides. Lineage: Eukaryota; Metazoa; Chordata; Actinopteri; Salmoniformes; Salmonidae. The record is from the annotation of a GenBank genome assembly.